Cynara cardunculus var. scolymus (artichoke) is the source of this 1149-nucleotide messenger RNA. RefSeq lists its product as uncharacterized. The record is from RefSeq and is a predicted model, not a curated record. Gene Ontology annotation, biological process: protein ubiquitination. Lineage: Eukaryota; Viridiplantae; Streptophyta; Magnoliopsida; Asterales; Asteraceae. Bases 117 to 845 code for a protein of 242 amino acids. Gene Ontology annotation, cellular component: membrane. The transcript has 7 exons. Gene Ontology annotation, molecular function: zinc ion binding; ubiquitin-protein transferase activity.
UUCCUCCCCCACUUUCUCUCUCUCCUCCGGUUCUCUCCUGGUUUUCAGACUCCACACUCCCCCUCUUCUAUGUUCUCCUGCUUCACACCAAGUGUGUGUGUGAGAGUGCGUGUUUUAUGAACAAUUGGGGGUCUUGUGUGGAACGAAUGACAGCAUCAACCUGCUUAGACACCAGCAAAAGGGACCAACUUAUAACUGAAGUGGUGCAAUUGCUUCAAAACAACAACGGAACUGAUGGUGAUUAUGACGAUAUAAAGAGCAACAUAGGAGAAGGUUGUUCGAAGAUGGUGAUCAGAGAGUGUAGGAUAUGUCAAGAAGAAGAUGAAGAGCACGAUUUGGAAUCUCCUUGUGCCUGUAAUGGCACCCUCAAGUUUGCUCAUAGGAAAUGCAUUCAGAAAUGGUGCAAUCACAAAGGGGACAUAACCUGUGAGAUUUGCAGUCAGGUUUAUUCACCGGAUUAUGCUCUUCCACCAGCAAGAAGCAAUCCUGAUGUUAUGACUAUUGAUAUCAGGCAUGCAUGGGGCCCACAAAUUGAUCUCAGGGAUACUCGCUUCCUGGCCUUUGCUUCUGCUGAGCACCGGUUUCUUGAACCAGAUUAUGAAGACUAUGCUGUAGCAAGUAAUAGCAGCGUUGCUUACCUCCGUUUCAUGGCUCUCAUUUUGAUGCUGAUAUUGCUGGUACGCCAAGCUUUGCUAAUCACAAGAGACUUGGGGAUGGUGCCAGAGUCAUCAAAGUUCUUCAACUUUCAGGUUUCCGUUCUUCAGCUGGCGGGUUUUCUUCUUCCAUGCUACGUGGUUAGUCGCUCAUGGUUGAUGAUUAUAAGGCAAAGAAGAAGGCAGGUGUAAUAAUAGCAAUCAGAGAAGAGCUUCUGUAUAUCCAUCCGAUAAGCAGUUCCAAGGCGAUGGCUAUGAAGUUGAAUGCAGUAAAUAUUAGCAGCAGUCAGCAGUUCCUGAAUCAAAGAUGUUUUCCUCUUAAAACUGAAUCUGGUUUCAACUGCUUCAAUUGAUGCCAUCUUUCUUGCACAUUAUGUAAAUUGUGAAUAUGGUGAUUGGUGUUUCUUGCAUUUUCGUUCUAAUGUUGGACCCGUCUGAUUCGCUAGAGUUUGCGACAGGAUUUAAUGUCGGAAAUUAAUGGAGAAUCGCUUUCAAC